UUGAGAUCGUUAUAGUGGUGAAAAUGGGAGAAUCUUAUAAGGUAGCGGUCAUCGGCGGUGGCAUUGCUGGUCUACUCACGGCCAGGGAGCUUAAAAGAGAAGGUCACCAUGUGACAGUAUUUGAAAAGGCCAACAAAGUUGGUGGCACUUGGCUCUAUGAUCCACGAGUGGAGACCGACCAGUUGGGUCUUGAUCGGAAUCGGGAAAUUGUUCAUAGUAGCCUUUACAGGUCUCUUAGAGUUAACCUCCCUAGGCAGGUCAUGGGAUUCUUGGACUAUCCAUUUACGAAGAAAGAAGGUGGUGAUCCGAGACAUUUUCCGGGUCAUGAAGAGGUGCUCAGGUUUCUCGAGGAUUUUGCUAGGGACUUUGGGUUGCUGGAGCUGAUUCGAUUUGAACAUGAUGUGGUUCGGGUGGAGCGAGUUGAUGAGACUAGUCACGAGUGGGUUGUUGAGUCUAGGACUCGAGAUGGUGAGUCAAAAUGGGAAUUGAAUGAAGAGGUGUUUGAGGCUGUGGUUAUUUGCAAUGGUAAAUCCACGGAGCCAAAAAUUGCAGAAUUUUCAGGGAGAGAUACUUGGCCAGGACUACAAUUGCAUAGCCAUAAUUAUCGGAUUCCUGAACACUUUGAAAAUAAGAUAGUGGUGCUGAUCGGGAACGGGCCAAGUGCCGCUGACAUUCUGAAAGAGAUCGCCACUCCUGCAAAACAAGUUCAUCAGGCCAUUAGAGGACCUAAUAUCCAGUUGAAAAGGCUGGAAAAUCUUAAUAACGCUUGGCAGCAUCCCAUGAUUAGAUGUGCACAUAAAGAUGGCAAAAUAGUAUUUGAAGAUGGAUCAAUUGUUGAUGCAGACAUCAUUAUUCAUUGCACUGGGUAUAAAUACAGAUUCCCAUUUCUUAGGUCAAAUGGGAUAGUAACUGUGGAAGACAAUCGUGUUGGACCAUUGUAUAAACAUGUAUUUCCACCAAGCUUAUCGCCUUGGCUUUCUUUUGUUGGACUACCUUUUAAGGCACUCCCCUGUACGAUGAUAGAAUUACAAGCGAAAUGGAUAGCAAAAGUUUUGCGCGGAAAAUUAAAGCUACCGACACCAGAAGAGAUGACAGAUUGUGUCCAACAGCAUUACAUUCAGUUGGAGAAGAAGGGAUGGCCCAAACAUUAUACGCAUAAUCUUGAGCAUGACGAGUUUGAAUACAAAGCUUGGCUUGCUCCUCAGUCGGACAUAAGUCUCCCGAAAUUGUUGAAGGAAAUAACAUUAUGCAACCUCUUGAAAGCAAGAUCAGACAACGGUUCCAAUUAUCGGGAUACAUGGGAAGUUGAUAAAUGGAUAAAACAAAUGGAAUCUUCCACACACCAUAGAUCAAGCUUAUGAAUUCCA
Messenger RNA from Hibiscus syriacus, 1367 nucleotides. Its product is annotated as flavin-containing monooxygenase FMO GS-OX-like 3. Lineage: Eukaryota; Viridiplantae; Streptophyta; Magnoliopsida; Malvales; Malvaceae. The record is from RefSeq and is a predicted model, not a curated record. Bases 24 to 1361 code for a protein of 445 amino acids. Gene Ontology annotation, molecular function: NADP binding; N,N-dimethylaniline monooxygenase activity; flavin adenine dinucleotide binding. The transcript is spliced from 7 exons.